Molecule: messenger RNA, 1913 nt
Organism: Mytilinidion resinicola
Lineage: Eukaryota; Fungi; Ascomycota; Dothideomycetes; Mytilinidiales; Mytilinidiaceae
Exons: 1
Coding region: 318-1415 (365 amino acids)
Source: RefSeq, a predicted model, not a curated record
GUCUUUAUAAUGCGUUUGUUCAUUCAAUCCGCGUUCUAACCCCACACGUGAGUACAGGGACCUCCACAAUGUCUUCGUACUACUCUUCGUAUUUGAUAUGAGAAUUCACAAUGUACUAAUAUGUCACGUUGUGAAGAGUGAAUGAUCUCAUAUAUAUGCUCUUCAUAUCUCGAGAAUGUGGAAGUCCACCCCAGUUCCACUUCCCUUUUCCAUAACCACAUUUCUCUACCUUCAUCCCCUUCAGCACUUACACAAAGCCCCCACCCCCCAGUACCAACAACAUAGCAGGUACCAAGUCCUCACCGUUGCUCCAGGCCAUGCCAUCAGAACUAACCUUCUUCAGCUGCGGUCAUCACCGGCUGACCCCCGAUGACACCACGGCGGGCGAACAGAUCAAGAAGGGCAAUCCACGGAUCGCCCAUCACACGAUCUCUAGGCUUCCUUGCGAGUCCUGCUCUCGUAAAGACCUGCCCAACGAAGGAGACUCCGGAGAUCCCUAUCUCCUUUCCCUACCGCACCUCAGCUCAAUCUUCAUUGCUCAUGGCUACGGCCUGUCAUCCCGCUACGCGGCAGCCACUGCCGCUCCUAGGACUCCAGAGCAUGAAGAAGCUCGGCAGCACAUGGCUGAUGCAGUCCAAUCCUUCGCAGACUUGACAGAGCAAUACCUGAGCGGUAGGUCCCCAAAGCCGCCACUUGAGAUGAUGAUGAGCGUCAUAUGCAGCGCGCUCGACAUUCUAGAGUCGUUUGCAUCUGUAGUCGCUGGGCUCGAGAAACCUAAAGAGCUCCAAGAUCCCGCAGGAAGCCCUGGCUCUGCAGAGAAGGAGAAGAGCAGGUUGGCCAGCGAAGCGCCAACCUCGAGCGAGGGAAGCGCUAGUGUCAAGAUGACUCCCGCGUCGAGCGUGAGCGCGACUGGCCCAGGUCACAAGGCUGACCUAGGAAUCAGCACCAAGCUGAAUGCCGAGGCGCCAGAUUUUGUAGUUCACAACCGGGUGAAAUAUCCUCGAGCGCCGAUUGACGUUCGGCCUGACCUGGGUCCAUCAGUGGCGGCUCCUCUCUAUCGUGACCCGAGCCUGUUUGGCCGCUAUCCUUCGCCUUAUACUGCUAACUUCGCGUCUCCGGAUCCAGAUAGUUCGUGGGUUCCUGUGGUAUUCGACCGCCCGACUCCUCGCAACACAUCGACGCCGCCAGAGAAAGAUUGGGAUUCCGACCCAGCUUCCAUCCAGCAACACAUCGACCUCAUCACCUCGAUCCAUGAGCUUCUCGAUAGCUCCACGGCCGACAAUGGGGGCGCUGGGUUGAAAGACCAGAAAGAGCCCGCCCUGCCAACAAAGAUCUCAGCUGCCGUGCUGCGCAAUGCGUGGCCGUGCGCCUUCUGCGGCGUGGAGUGCUUCUGUGGUGGCGAUGGCACUUGGUAAGUGAGAUCCUAUUCCCCUCCUAGUAAAAGUGAAGUGCACCGCGACGAGAUAUUUCGCUUGCCUCGCCCUUGAAUAGGCGUCCUAUGAUGGUGCGCUGAGCUGUGAUGCCGGCGGAGACGCAUCCGAUCACUGCUAGAGAUUCUGGCGUGAUUGCUGGCCCUAGCUAUCCUCAAAUGAGAAUGACUUUCCCCUGAAGAAACCCUCAAAUUGUGAAAAGAGAUGACGGUAAUGACUGUAGGAACCCCGAAUCCAGUGGUGAAAUGAAAAUAAUAAUGAGAUUGACCAGGCAAGAGGUGGCCGCUGGGUGAGGUGAGUUCCCUACGUCAUGUUUAUUUACCUGUGAGCGUGACUCCUCAACCGAUCUAUAUAUUCCGCGUAAAUUGCAGACCCCUCCAUCUACUAAUUGCCCAGCAGCUCAGUUGGUCGGCCACAUCGUGUGUAAGCCCGCGGCCGGAUCGCAGGCAUUAUACCUCCCGAGGUAGCGUUUCACUACCGUCG